CAUUUAAAUUGUCUCCUGAAAAGGAAGAAAAAACAGAUAAUCUAAAAUUCGUUCGAAAAGUCUCACUAAUUAGAGAAAGAAAGAAAAGGAUUUUUUUUGUCUAGGCUUUCUUCUCAAGAUAUCAUUUUUUUUAGGGUUUUUGAUUAGAGAGAUGGAAGUAGGAGGAGGAAGUAGUAAUGGAGGUUUGUUAUAUCAUGAAGUACAGGAAUCAAAACUAUGUGCCGUACAUUGUGUAAACACAGUAUUACAAGGACCAUACUUUUCUGAAUUCGAUUUAGCUGCACUUGCUUCUGAUCUUGAUUCCAAAGAAAGACAGAUGAUGCUUGAAGGUGAAUCAAUUACUGAUGAUUUCCUUAGAUUUGAUUCUGAAGAAUCUCAUAAUGUUUCAAUGGAUGGUGAUUUUAGUAUUCAGGUUUUACAGAAGGCAUUGGAGGUGUGGGAUUUGCAAGUUAUUCCUCUAAACUGUCCAGUUGCAGAGCCAGCACAAGUUGAUCCAGAACUGGAAAAUGCCUUCAUCUGUCACUUGCAGGACCAUUGGUUCUCCAUCAGGAAAGUAAACGGAGAGUGGUAUAACUUCAAUAGUCUUUAUGCUGCUCCAGAGCAUCUCUCUAGGUUCUAUCUCUCAGCUUACCUCGACAGUCUCAAAGGAUCUGGUUGGAGUAUAUUCCUAGUCAGAGGGAGCUUCCCGAAAGACUGCUCAAUCUCAACUUCAGAGGCUAGCGGUUUUGGACAGUGGCUCACGCCAGAAGAUGCCCAGAGGAUCACUAAAUCCUGCAAUACUACCCAGUCUGGAACUCACACGAUGAGGGCUCCAACUCAGCCCAUUGCUAGUUCUUAUCAACCUUUUAGGGAAGAACGAAGCCUUUCAGACAUGGAAAAUGAUGAUCUUCAAGCUGCCAUUGCAGCUAGUUUGAUGGAUUCUGCACCCCCUGCUUUCACUGCUGAAAAUGUUGAUGUUAUUCCUCCUCCUGUUCCAGCUGCCAUUGCAGCUAGUUUGGUGGAUUCUGGCCCCCCUGCCUUCACUACUGAAAACGUCAAUGUUAUUCCUCCAGCAGCUCCAGCUCCAGCUGCCAGUGCCACCACCGUAACAACUGAAGUUGUACCUGAAGAUGAAGGAGCCAAAUAGCAGCUCUGUGACAGAAUUGAUACGAGCUGCAAGUUCAAUCCAUGUUUUUCUCGUGUGGAUUUUUGUUUUGUCAGGUAUAGAUCAGAUUGAUUUAUAUAUUCCAAGUGUGCAGACCAUAUAACUGGUGAAUGUGUUCGUCAAAGUGUCAAGUUGCAUACAGUUUCAUGUGUUUAUUGCUACAAUAACGCUUAGUUCAAUCUCUUGAGAAAUACACUCCAAGGCACAAACCCAUUUGGGAUUGCCUCAACAGGAUUUGGAAUUUUAAUAAACAUCUUUAACGUACUCUGGGAUUAAAUUUUUUGA
Molecule: messenger RNA, 1429 nt
Organism: Papaver somniferum (opium poppy)
Lineage: Eukaryota; Viridiplantae; Streptophyta; Magnoliopsida; Ranunculales; Papaveraceae
Product: ataxin-3 homolog
Exons: 2
Coding region: 152-1126 (324 amino acids)
Biological process (GO): protein deubiquitination
Cellular component (GO): nucleus
Molecular function (GO): cysteine-type deubiquitinase activity
Source: RefSeq, a predicted model, not a curated record